This is a messenger RNA of Racocetra fulgida, 1269 nucleotides long. The record is from the annotation of a GenBank genome assembly. NCBI's taxonomy places the organism in Eukaryota, Fungi, Glomeromycota, Glomeromycetes, Diversisporales, Gigasporaceae.
AUGUCUCAAGAAGAAUGUUCAAUGAAAUCUGAUGAAAACAAAAAAAAAAGAAAGAUAGACGAUAAUAAUGUACAUUUAGGUGGCGAAUAUGAAGUAAACAAUAGCACAGUUGAUAAUAUUGCUGAUGGUUUUCAAGUAGUUGGAGAGGCAGCUCAACCAUUUCUUCAAUUUUUUCAAUCUGUUACAACUAUUGUAGACUCAAUAAUGAAAGCUUAUAAAAAUGGAAAAUGUAAUCAAAAAAUUUGUUUAGCUUUAAUUGAUCGUGUUGAAAUCGCUCAGCAAGCAGUUAAAUCUUUAGAAAGACAACAAAUGGAAAAUGAAGAACUUUUUGAAAAACAAGACUAUUAUAAUGCAUGGGUUAGAUUUAUAGUUGUUUUAGAAAAUAUAAAUAAAUUUGUGAAAGAAGUCACUCAAUUAUCAAACCUGCAAAAGUUUUUGACUGCAAACGCCGUUAAAGAAGCAUUUGAUAAAAAUAUUAAAGAAUUUGAAGAAGUAUGCAGAGAUUUAAAUUUCACUUUGGCUAUUUAUGAUAUAAAUAAAAAGGAUUUAGAAAAUAAAAGAAUUAUGGAGGAUAUUAAUGCCUUAACUAAGAAUAUGAAUGAUUCUUUUAGUGAACAUAAGAAAGAAUUGAAGAAAGAAUUGGCUCAAUUAUCCGAAAAAUUUGAUCAACUUAUGAAGAAAACUACCUUUGUUGAUCCCACAUUAAUAGAGGCCUAUAGAGAGCCCGAAAUAAAUCCACGAGAACUUGCUCCAGUUCCAUCAGAAAAUGAUUCCGGAAAAACUAUACUCCAAAGAAAUUAUCGGGGAGUCAAAGUCGCUUGUAAAAAGAUUCUUGUUGAGAAAAAUGAUAUAAAAUCUUGUGCUGAGUUUGCUAUCUUACAAAAAAUGUUGCUUGAUCCAAGUCCAAUCGCCCAAGAACUUUUUAAAAUUAUUAAGCAGGCUUGGCAACAUAAUCCUUCUGAGCGUCCAAAAGUCAUGAAUGUGCUAACAACUCUUCAAGAAGCUUAUGAAAAAUACGUUCCUAAAGGAGCUUCUCCCAUGAUACUUCCUAAAAAUAUUAGCGACAACAAUAUCCCAAUCUAUAAUCUAGAAGGAAAUAAAAAUAAAUGCGAUACUAGAAAAUUUCCAGAGGAUUGUAAGAGCGAACCAAUUGAUAGGGAAAAGGCUAAGCAUUAUGCCAGAUUAGCUGCUUUGAAAAAUUAUUCUAAAGCAAUUGAACUUUUAAAAAAAUUAAAUGCAGUUCCGGAUAUAGAUAUGUCUGAUGCUUGA